AUGGCGGAGAUGAGAGACGGCAGAGACGAGCGACGCCAGAGACGAGCGAUGUCGGAGACGAGUGACGCAGGAGACGAUCGAGCGACGGAGACGAGCGAUGCGGGAGACGAUAAAUGCCAUCCUUCAAAGAUGAUGAGGAAUAGCCGGCCAACAUACACAUCCGAAACUUUCUCGGAAGCCCUCACAGUGAAACCCAAUGUUCAAGCCCUUCCAGCACCAAACAGUAUUACAGGAUUGUGGGAUAUGAAUAUUCCCACAGAUCUCCUACAUGAGAUACUGUCCCGUCUCAGUUUAAAAGCCAACAUACAAGCUUCCACUGUCUGCAAGACAUGGUGCGAAGCAGCUGUGUCUGUCAGAAAGUUACAGCCUCACCCUUGGCUUUUUAAUCCACUACAAGAACCAGAAGAGGGAAAGUACAUUCUUUUUGACCCAUCACGGUCUCAAACAUAUAAGCUUAAUUUCCCAGAAUUAAAGGGCUGUGCAUUCUCUUAUUCGAGGGAUGGAUGGUUACUUGUGGUCACAAAUAGACUAGGAGGGUCAGAACCUGGUUUGUUUUUCUUAUUUAACCCAUUUACCCGGGAGCACAUUUACUUACCCAAGUUGAAACCUAAAGCAUACUGUUGCUUAGCCUUCUCAGCCGCUCCUACAUCAAGUAGUUGUUUGGUGAUCUCGCUCAACUACUCUAGGACCCCCUUAAGGACCGCCCCAUAUAUUUUGAUUGAUACUUGUCGGCCUGGUGAAACCGUAUGGACAACACAUAGAUUUAAGAACAGUUUCCCCUGUCGAUGGAACAAUUGUGUCUUCUCGAAUGGUAAGUUUUGUUUUCUCAAUACUCGUGGCGGCCUCGGAGUGUUUGACCCGCCUAGAGCAACCUGGAAUAUUCUACCAGUGAAACCAUGUCGCGACUUUGGUCAGACAGAUUCAAGUUUGAGAAUGAUGAUGACGGAGCAUGAAGGAGACAUAUUUGUUGUGUUUACCUCUCGUUAUUACACCCCGUCGGUGUUUAAACUAAACCUUAAACGCAUGGCUUGGGAAAAGAAGAGAGAGCUUGGUGGUUUGACAAUAUUUGCAAGUAUAGAUUCACCUCUUACAAGAGCUAGUCUCUCCGAAAAGGAGAGGAACAGAUUAUACCAAUCACGUAAAGGGGACCUUGGCGAGUACUUUUCCAUUAGUGAUGAGAAAAUUGACUUUUCCCGCCCUUCAAAGGAUUAUUUUUCUAACCACAUGAGUUGGGUGUUUCCUCCUCACAACAACGUUACUUUGUAA
This is a messenger RNA of Eruca vesicaria subsp. sativa (arugula), 1266 nucleotides long. Lineage: Eukaryota; Viridiplantae; Streptophyta; Magnoliopsida; Brassicales; Brassicaceae. The record is from the annotation of a GenBank genome assembly.